GCAGACCAUUAUACCCACUAUAAUUUAUUACCCCAUGUCCUUUCAGAGUCCUCUGGAGCUUUGUGUAAACAUAACCGAUUAUGACACAUUUGCCGAAAAUGAUACUGUGGAUGAGAUAACUAUUCCUUUGAGUGGACAAUUGAAAGCAGAUUCACAGUUUGGUCCCACAAACACUUACUCCGGAUCAUGUGGAAGGGCAAACCUGGCUGUCAAGUUUCGCCUCACAUCCCUGUGCCCUACCAAUCAAUACGGGCCACAGUGUGAUAAGGAGUGCAUCGAAGAGCCUCAACAAACACUGUGCAACUACCUCGGAGAGUCUGUGGAUCUCUGUCCGAAAGAUAACAGUACAGACUGUCACUGCUACGGAAACUUCUUAGAACCUGAUUGUACACUCUGUGAUGUGAACUAUUAUCCAACUGGCGAAUGUAACACUCUCUGCAUCCCACAGAAUAACUCUCUCGGCAACUACCGGUGUGACCGUGUGAGUGGUGACAAAAUAUGCCUUGAAGGUUACAAAGAUCCUUCAACUUUCUGUGUGAAUAAAGAAAAUAAUGAUAGUCAAGGGUCAAGUUCAAGAACUGGGGCUAUUUCAGCUACUGGAAUUACUGUGAUAGUCAUCAUUGUUUGUUGUUUUAUCUGUUUCACAAGCACAAGUAAAAAGAAAAGACAACGCACUGUCGUAGUACCCAUUCGAACUCUGAACCACACUAGCCAGCCUGUCCUUCAUGGAAACCCAGAUGUUCCAACUGAGGAAGGAAGCAGUUGUUGUUGUUUUUGCGAUUAAGUUGUGAUUCUGUUUCGUGUAUUAGUGUUAGUGUUAUCCGGUAUAAUAGUUUAUUGUUGUCAAGACACACUUGUGUAGCGGAACUCGCGGGUUGUCAUGAUUUCCACACAUGCAUCAAGGCGCUCGCAAGUGAGUCAUGUUUGAUGUGCAUGUGAUGUUCAGCAGC
Molecule: messenger RNA, 950 nt
Organism: Geodia barretti
Lineage: Eukaryota; Metazoa; Porifera; Demospongiae; Tetractinellida; Geodiidae
Source: the annotation of a GenBank genome assembly